AUGGCAACGACAACAACAGAGACGAAGAUGCUCACAUUGUGCACGUCCGACAAGCAAAAAUUCCAGAUCGAAGAGACGAUCGCUCUCCAGGCCGUGACGAUCAGGAACAUGGUCGAAGACGAAUGCGCUUCCAACGUGAUUCCCUUGCCCAACGUCAACAGCAAAAUUAUGAUUCAAAUCAUAGAAUAUCUCAAGAAGCACGUAGACUCAUCGGUUUCGAAGGAAGAUAUGGAGAAAUUCGAUUCUGCUUUUGUCGAAAAGAAACUGUCGGAGAUUUUUGAUAUAAUCUUGGCUGCCAAUUAUUUGAACAUCAAGAAUUUGCUGGAUAUUUGCUGUCAGAGAGUUGCUGAUGUGAUGAAGAAUAAGUCGCCGGAGUGGGUUCGCCGGACAUUCAACAUUGUGAAUGAUUUCACCGCCGAGGAAGAGGCGAAAAUCCGCAAGGAACACGAAUGGGCGUUCGAAGGAGUAGACGAAGAUUAA
This is a messenger RNA of Ilex paraguariensis (yerba mate), 480 nucleotides long. The record is from the annotation of a GenBank genome assembly. NCBI's taxonomy places the organism in Eukaryota, Viridiplantae, Streptophyta, Magnoliopsida, Aquifoliales, Aquifoliaceae.